Molecule: messenger RNA, 912 nt
Organism: Acyrthosiphon pisum (pea aphid)
Lineage: Eukaryota; Metazoa; Arthropoda; Insecta; Hemiptera; Aphididae
Product: protein FAM210A
Cellular component (GO): mitochondrion
Source: RefSeq, marked predicted
GACAUACUUAAAUACAUUAUACUGCCAGUGCCAGCCACUCAUUUUAAAUUGCGUUCCCGGACAUACGGCAAUGGAGUUAGUGGCCGGUGCUAGUUCAAAUUGUUUAAAGUUGUCCGGCGUUCGUAGUUAGCAUAAAAUAUGCUGUCCCGAUGCAAUUUUCUCGCAAUAGCGAGAUUGAACGUGUUCGUCCCUCGUCGGCUGUUCGUUUCUUGUACGGGUUGUUUAUGCAAGUGUACAACCACAACGUCCGGACAGAGGAAACAACAAUUUUGUCGCGACCUCGGAAGUUUUACCGCCGCACACAACCUUAGAUCACACAUACAUUACACUUGCGGCAGACAACAGACUAUGACUACAAUGACUCCGCCGCCGCCGCCACCACCGCCGGACGACGACAAGUCGCAAAGUAUCUUCCAGAGGUUCAAGAACAUGGCCAAAAAGUACUGGUACAUUGUGCUACCCGUUCACCUGGUUACAUCGACCGUAUGGUUUGGUUCGUUUUACUUCAUUGCCAGCAUAUGCGAUGUGCCCGCCCUGUUGGAAAAGUUGGGCAUUCCCGAUUAUAUUAUUGACAAAGUAAGGGACGGCAACUCAUGGACCAGUUACUUGGUUAUUGCCUAUGGUCUGUAUAAAAUUUUUACGCCACUCAGAUAUAUGGUAACACUAGGCGGCACUGGUAUGACCAUACGGUAUUUGAAAAGAAUAGGGUAUGUAAUCGGUGAACCGUCAUGUCCCAAGAAGCCAUAAACAUUAUAAAGACGCACAUUACUCUAUAGUAUAUUUAUAAGAUUGUUUGAAUAUGUUAAUGAAUAGAUAAAAGUCUAUUGUGAUUUUAUAAUUUUCUGUAAUAUCUAUAACAAACAUAAUAUUUUAAUGUUGUAAAAGUGUUAUCACAAUAUAUUCUAUUAGAUG